ACCAGGAAUAAUAGAACGAUACGCUAAUAAUUCCCCACGCUUGGCUCCAUCAGACAGUUCUGUUCAUUAGGCUGUAACGAAUCAACUGAUUCAUAUGCUAUGUACGAUCAUUAAUUCUUUGUAAUCGACACUUUCAUAUUCUCCGUGACACGUAAAUUGUAUCACUCAUCCCUGACUGCUGGUGCUACAGUUUACAGCUACGGCUUUGUGUUUAUUUUGCUCGAGCGUUCUGCCCCAACGCGCGUCAUUACUUCACGGUUGACAUCGUGCAUAUGGUUGGAAGAUACGCGAGGUUUCAUCUACGAAUCACAGUUGGCAUUUCGCUUACGGUUGCUUGGUGAAAUAAUUUCUAGCACUGGCUGGUUUGGUUGGUUAUGAAUGUGUGUAGCAGUUUGAGCAAUUGUUUUCCUACAAGAGCUCUACGUUCAGUUGAUUAAUCCUUUCACUUCCACUUGUUUCCACAAUUCCCACGAACCAAUCUUCCAUUCAGUUUAGUUCCACCCAGCUACCUCAAAAUGUCCCGUACCAAAGUGUCUUCCUAAUCCUUGUACAUACGCUCAGUAUUAAACUAUUGCUGCAACUCGUUGGAACAAUCAACCACCAAACCGAAGUAGUGAAAACUGCUGUGUGUUCUAAUGCAAAUGGCUUGGCUCGGGAUCGGUGCAUUGGCAUCCGGUUUAGCAAUCCAGCGAUUGUUAGGCGGGGACGUUCCUCCUAACAAGGUACAGGAAGUGAAAAAUGAGUCCUACAUCAACCUGCCAGUGCUUCAGCGGAAUGAAUCGAUGCGACUGUUUGCUCCGAACCCCAACUCCGCGGACAAAAAGCUGGUGUACGAAAUCAUACUGGAAAGGCCCCAUUCGGAAACGAUCAACACAUCCUACAGCUUGUAUCGAGCAACAACACAAUCGGCAGCCGAGGAAAAGUUUGAGGCCUUCCAUCAACGUUUGCCAGAAUUGGUAAAAAUCGUUCGCGAGAUGUACAAUAUCAAUGGUUUGCAAAAGCUUUGUGACGUACUGAUUGAUAACCCUUCCUGGUCCUUAGCACACGUUGUUGCUUUUUAUAAUCUUACUGAUUAUAUAUCGAAUCCUAGUAUUAUUGAUUUUCUCGACUAUGCUGAAUAUUCUGAGAUGAUGACUCCAUUGCAGGUUGCUGUUAAGGCGAACAACAUUGAGUUUGUGAAAGCCUUGAUACAGUCUAAUCAAUGCAACUUGGAGCAUCUGGAUAAGAACAGCAAUUCGGUGUUUCACUACGCGGCUAGCACGACAAAGGAAAUGAUAAAUAUGUUAACAGCAAAAAGUACCUCCAAUCUUAAUCAUUGCAACACCGACGGCUAUACGCCGCUUCAUUUGGCGUGUUUGGCAGACAAACCGGACUGCGUGAAGGCGCUGCUGCUUGCCGGAGCCGAUACGAAUAAGAUGGCCCGAGGAGCUGGAACCUCUUAUAGCAAAUCCAUUCCAUCGACCUGCACUGAUGAACCUUCUUCUACAGGUAAUGUAGCCGAUUUUCUUGUCAGCAAUCCAAACAAACUGUUCACACAAGACAUGAAACACGGCGGCACCCCGCUGCACUGGAGCUCCAGCCGUGAGGUAUUGAACUCUUUAAUAGAACGUGGUUGCGAUGUAAAUUUAGUAAAUUUCAACGGCCAAACUCCAUUGCAUGUGAUGGUUGCACGCGACCGGUUGGAAUGUGUCGUUGCGCUGUUGGCUCACGAUGCUGAGAUUGAUGUGGUCGAUAACUCCGGCAACACUCCACUGCAUAUUGCGGUAGAAAAGAAGCUUAUUCCGAUCGUGCAGUGUUUGGUAGUGUUCGGUGCUGACUUUAACAAACCGAACAAGGAUGGUAAAACGCCCCGCCACUUGGUCGGAAAGGAUGACAGUGGCUCAAAGGAUUCGAUGAUUCUGUACAUUUUGCACUCAGUGGGUGCAAAACGGUGCCCCGAAAAGGGUAGUAAAUGUCCUCCAGGGUGUGCUGCGGGCGGUACCUAUAAUGGCAUCCCACCGGCCCAACCCGAAACGACGGAGCAGCGUGAACACAUUCAGCAGGUGCUGGCCCGAACAACUACAAAGUCACAUCGCAACAGUGUGCCAAGUCUGAUAUCGAACACGAUUCGUGCGACCAUUCCCGAGGAGCGCGAACGGCCGGAAGUGAAAACAGUCGACGUCAGCCAAGAGCGUAAAGGCGCGAGCAUGAUGGAUGCGUUGCUUUCGAUGUUUAUGAGCAAGGUAGAGGCUGCCUCUAAACCAACUUCCCCUACGUCCACAUCUUCUUCGCUGAAGGGUGGAGUGAACCUGCUGGGCGAUUUCGAUGUCGGCGACGAACCGAUGCUAACAGAUGAACCGGCCGGUCCGGAGUCUCCCAAGACACCGACGGCAGAAUGUGCUGGUGGCAGUGGUCAGCGAACGGAUUCGCGGCCCCGUUCGUCCUGUGAAGCGGGAGCUAGUGGCGAAUCGUACAAUGGGCGCGGCCGACUGCUCUGUCUGGAUGGUGGUGGUAUCAGGGGACUUGUAUUGGCACAAAUGCUUUUGGAAAUAGAAAAUCUCGCCCAAACACCCAUCGUGCAUCUGUUCGAUUGGAUCGCCGGUACCAGUACUGGGGGAAUUUUGGCGCUUGCAUUAGGAUGUGGUAAAACCAUGAAACAAUGCAUGUGUCUGUAUCUGCGUAUGAAGGACCAAGCGUUCGUCGGAUCCCGGCCCUACCCAAGCGAUCAGCUGGAAACGGUGUUGAAAGAGCAGCUGGGAGAGUUUACCGUCAUGUCGGAUAUCAAACAUCCUCGAUUGAUGGUAACGGGAGUGAUGGCUGAUAGGAAGCCGGUAAAUUUGCAUCUAUUCCGCAACUACGAGGCCGCCAGCGACAUUUUAAGCAUCGUAACGCCAUCAAAUAAUCGUGGACAGCCGCCACCGCCGCCUAGCGAACAGCUGGUGUGGCGUGCAGCCCGAGCCACCGGGGCCGCUCCGUCGUACUUUCGUGCGUUCGGUCGUUUUCUCGAUGGUGGAUUGAUUGCGAACAAUCCGACGCUGGAUGCAAUGACCGAAAUUCACGAACUGAAUGCCGCACUGCAUUACAUUGGUCGGGCAUCCGAGGCAGUACCGGUGUCGGUGGUAGUGUCCCUGGGCACAGGUUUAACACCGGUAGUGGAUUUGAAAGAAAUCGAUGUGUUUCGUCCGGAUAGCAUAUGGGCUACGGCCAAAGUAGCCUACGGUAUAUCUACCAUCAGCACACUGCUGGUAGAUCAGGCUACAGCAUCCGAUGGACGGGUAGUAGAUCGUGCCAGAGCGUGGUGUAGUAUGAUCGGGGUACCGUACUUCCGGUUCAAUCCGCAGAUGUCUGUUGACAUUGGAAUGGACGAAAAGAUGGACGAACCACUAAUCAAUAUGCUGUGGGAGGCAAAGGCAUACAUGCACAGCAACCGAAAGCAGGUCAUCGAGUUGAUCAAUCUGCUCAAAUAGCAGUAAGCUUCAAGCGCAGGUUGUCAAAGAAAGUAAACAAAUGUUAUAUCUAUUUACCGUAAUUCCCACACCACCUUUCACCACCAUUCAAAUGGUCGCCCACCAGUAAGAACAAAAUAGUAUAAACGGCAACACAACAGCAGGAUAUUUUUGUUUAUGUUUUAUUAUAUUGACUCUUUCUUACGCUCUCUCUGGCUCUCUCUCUCUUUGUGGAAGAGCACGAACAUUCCUAAAAGUGACUUUGUUGCCGGAUGAUUUCGCUGUUUUUUUGAAAAGGUAAUUCACCGAAAGUAGCAUCUAGCAGAACGUUCGAUCGAUCGGGCUGAAUACAUUGAAUGGCGCCAUUGUUUUUGAUUGAUCCAAAAAUCGUACUGAAUUGUUGACAAUAUCUUUAGAAAAACGAACACUGUGUGCUAACUAAUAAUCAGCGAUCAGGGAAAGCUUCUUCAGUAUCACCGAAACGCAUCGAAUAGAACACUACGGGAAAAUUGGAGACAUUAUUUGGAAAAUGUUUGCAGUCGACGAAGAUGUUGCCGUACGGGCGAAGUUAAAAUAACAAUAAGCUAAACCAUAAAUACCUUUCACACUGGCACACAAGUGUAGUGGAAUACAAAUUGUCCUUAAUUGUUAAUGUCGCGCUUGACACGUUGCCAGAUGUACGCAAAUAUGUUUAACUUUAUAUGAUCAUGCUUGAGACAACAGUCGAGUUGAACGUACUGGGGGAAAGAAAUCGUUUUCAUUGUGAUGUCGUGUAAUUAUAUGUGUAAUUUUGUACGGAGCAAAAUACGAUACAAAAGAUAAAAGAUGUUUUCUAGAUGUGGUGUGGUGCAUAGUAGAGGCAAAUUACCUGUUUUGUGCAUGCAAAAUUUUGCUGUCCUUUCUUGUGCGCUGCUGUGGGUAUCCCUGAUGGCAAUCUACUUAUUGUUUAGAAAACUCCCUCUCACACACACACACACACACACACACACCUCCCUAUGAUAAUAAAAACACACAAAUACGCAAACACUGUUAUGUUGUACUGAAAUGCAAGAUACAAUAACGUUUAUAUCAUAAAAAAACCCACCAAACAUGCGUCUGUGCUGUAAAGGCGAACAGUCAACAGGGAUUGGGAGUUAGUUUGACCGAUUUUAUUAAGCAAAAGAAAAGAAAAAAAACGGAAGUAAAACUUCGCUCACCAUGCGCACCAAAUAAUAUAGAGUUACUAUUUAUGUUGUUUAUUGUUUAUUUGUGGUCCAUGUGGUCCAAUACCUGCAACAAUGGUUAAAUAUGUUUCUUCCAAUAAAUCUUUCCAAUGAUGAUACUA
Messenger RNA from Anopheles merus, 4749 nucleotides. It is a transcript of the gene iPLA2-VIA, whose product is annotated as 85/88 kDa calcium-independent phospholipase A2. Bases 636 to 3446 code for a protein of 936 amino acids. The transcript has 12 exons. NCBI's taxonomy places the organism in Eukaryota, Metazoa, Arthropoda, Insecta, Diptera, Culicidae. Gene Ontology annotation, molecular function: protein binding. Gene Ontology annotation, cellular component: mitochondrion. Gene Ontology annotation, biological process: positive regulation of ceramide biosynthetic process; lipid metabolic process. The record is from RefSeq and is a predicted model, not a curated record.